CGAAGAUCUGCAAAAACAUGCAGAGCAACACAGACGACAGACCGUCAAGAUGAAACUCCUCACCCUCAACUUCCUGACAUGCGCGCGCAAGACGUGCAAAGCGACUGCCGCAUCCUUCCCGCUACACUGCCGUGAAGUCGAGCUGGAGCAGGUGGAAAUGGACCCGAAUCCGCUAUUCAUCAAGAAUAUGUUGCCGCGAUUGGACUGGAAGGCGAUGAAAGGGUUGACACAGGAGCUGGGCCUACCGCAAUUACCAAACGAAGCGCCAUCCGAAGAAGAAUUGCAAGGCGCAGACGGCGAGCCUACGCAGGUGCUGAACGACCUGCACACGCUGCUCAUGGAGACUAGCGUCGUGAGUGGGAAAUUGGUCUGCGGGAAUUGCGAAUACGAGUACCCUGUCAAAGACGGGAUUGCCUCUUUUCUCUUGCCCAGCCACAUGGUAUGAUGUCUCAGCAUGAAAGAAGCUGGACAAUCUGGAGGAUGAUGUGCACGUGCAAUAAUCGUCCUGUUGCUCAAGGUAUCACGUUGGCAAAGGGACUGGAGGCCGAGCGUAUGCCAGCCUCGUCCCCACAGUGAGCUCUCGCCCACCAACCCUGCGCAGCGAGGUACCAAAGGGCGGCCUUAAUCACAGAAACGACUUCCGAGUGUAAGCCAGCAUGGCCAUUCAGGAGAGAAGCAGUGCAACGGAAGAAGACAGCAAGCAUGACGGGUCGUGUAGCAAGCAAGCGUACAUCACGCCGCCACUUGCACAACAAUCACUAUAUUCCAUCUAGACCACUUAUCUACUCAGGAAUGUACAAUCACCCCCACUUGAAAACCACAUUCUUCCCCUUCCUCCCC
This is a messenger RNA of Neohortaea acidophila, 840 nucleotides long. RefSeq lists its product as uncharacterized. Bases 50 to 445 code for a protein of 131 amino acids. The transcript is spliced from 3 exons. Gene Ontology annotation, molecular function: protein heterodimerization activity. Gene Ontology annotation, biological process: peptidyl-glutamine methylation; rRNA (guanine-N7)-methylation; tRNA methylation. The record is from RefSeq and is a predicted model, not a curated record. NCBI's taxonomy places the organism in Eukaryota, Fungi, Ascomycota, Dothideomycetes, Mycosphaerellales, Teratosphaeriaceae.